AUGCCCUCUGUGACCUCCCGUACCGUGGGCGCCCUUAUGGCGUUGCACGCAGCCGACUCCCUGGGCUCCACAUACGAGUUCCAACCACACGCCACGAUCCCCCAUCCCUUACCCAAUACCGUCCUCUCCGGCGGCGGCGUCUUCAAGUGGAAGCCUGGCGCAGCCACGGAUGACACGGACCUCACCCGCGCCGUCCUGCUCGCCUACCAUGGCCUCCUCACCGGCACGACAUCCAAGCACGGCUAUAGCGUCGUCAAGGCCAGCGCUGAGCACAUGCUCGCGUGGUACGUCGGCGACUGGCCGGGACGCAAGCCGGGCUCGACACCCGUCGACAUCGGAGGGGCCACGGAGGAUAGUCUCCAGCGGUAUAAGAAGAACCGCGACAUGACCUCGUCUGGCGAUGGCCAGGGCAGCGCGGGGAACGGAUCGCUCAUGCGCUGCCUGCCGACCGGUCUUUUUCAGCGUGACAAGAAGAUCCUGGUCUCGGAGAGCAAGCGCAUCAGCGCCAUCACGCACGACGACGAUAGGUGCAGAAUAUCCUGCGCGGCGUACAACAUAAUCGUGAGGGCGUUGAUACUGGGGGAGAGCCCUCAAGAGGCGGUGCGCCAGGGCGAAAAGGUGGCCAUUGAGCUCGAGAAGGGGCAGACGGGGCUCGUGUACUCUGCUCUCCGUCUGGGGUGGGAGAUCUCCCUGCCCGAGCUGGCCAAGCAGGGGCCUGAGGGCACCUUCCCCGGGGGCUGCAGCGGCUAUGUCCUGGAGACGCUGACGCUGGCUAUCGCUGCUGUGCUGGACAAGAGGAGCAUGGAGGACAUUAUUAGCGAUAUUGUCUGCGUAGGCAAGGACACGGACACAAACGCGGCCGUGGCGGGUGGUCUCCUGGGCGCACGAGACGGCGAGGAGGCCGUGCCCAGGCAUUGGCGGGAUGCGAUAGAGUAUGGCGAGGAGUUCAGGCAUCUGGCGCACGAGAUACUCAAAGCUCAAAAGUGGGACAAGUGA
Messenger RNA from Emericellopsis cladophorae, 996 nucleotides. RefSeq lists its product as uncharacterized. The coding region runs from base 1 to 996 and encodes 331 amino acids. The transcript has a single exon. The record is from RefSeq and is a predicted model, not a curated record. NCBI's taxonomy places the organism in Eukaryota, Fungi, Ascomycota, Sordariomycetes, Hypocreales, Bionectriaceae.